Molecule: messenger RNA, 2079 nt
Organism: Procambarus clarkii (red swamp crayfish)
Lineage: Eukaryota; Metazoa; Arthropoda; Malacostraca; Decapoda; Cambaridae
Gene: Ifrd1
Product: Interferon-related developmental regulator 1
Source: RefSeq, a predicted model, not a curated record
CGCCGCCAUAUCGUGAAUCUCACGAUUCAGUCGAGCUCUUGGACACGAUGCGUAUGGUUUUGGAGCCACAAUAUUUUUCAUUCUUCCCUCAGGCAAUAUAUUGGUGUUGUUUUAGGGAUCCCAGGACUCUGCCUUCGUGAAGUGGUGUAAAUCGUAGUGAACUAGCGUGUGUGCGCCGGGAAACAUGCCACGGGAGAAGAAGGUGUCGAGGAAGGCUGCCGCCGCCGCCACAGCAGCAGCCACGGCCCUCACAGUUCCGGGUGUUGCUGGUGAAGAGGAGGACACUGUAAGUGUGGGCAGCGACCGCACUGACUCCACAGCUCAGCUCACCGAUGAUGAAGGAAUAUCAGAGCUGGAGACGUACGAACAGAAGGUGCGCGAGGCCAUGGACCUGGCCUUGGAGAAGUCGGUACAUACCCGCACCAAUGCUCUGAUAUCCCUCACCACUGCUUUUCAGAAGAGAGUGUUGACACCAUUCCUUUUGGACCAUCACCAAACCAUAAGUGACUUGGUUGAACGGUCACUGAGAAAAGGCAGAGGGCCGGAGCAGGCAGCCGCGGCAAGACUGGCAUCUCUUCUAAUCCUCAGUCUGUCGCAAUUAAACGAGGCAGAAGAGGUGUACAAGACUUUGGAGCCUGUGUUGACUGUUGCUGUGACCGAUCCCUCUGGACCUCUGGCCGGACGACAAGAAUGUGCAUAUACUUUGGCUUUGUCUGCAUUCUUGGCCUGUCAUGAUCUAGCCGAUGUUACCUCUGCCAUGAACACACUCCAUUCUGUGUUCAGUGGCUCUUUACCAAAGGGUAAUGGGGAGCUGCCUAGUCAUCCGCCUGCUGUAACAGCUCUACACACCGCUGCGCUCAAUGGGUUUUGUCUCCUGCUUUGUCUCCUCUCACCCACCUCCGUCUACACUAUGGCCAACAAAUUACUGAGGGAGAUGUUUGAUCUUCUGGGCUGCAGCGACGUAGAUCUUCGCAUACAAGCCGGAGAAGGUGUGGCUCUUCUGUAUGAAGGUGCUCGCACUCAUGAUGAUGAUUACUAUUGGAAUAGGGAGGGAGAACUCUGCUCUGCAUUGAAAGAAUUGGCAACAGAUUCCCACAAGUUCAGAGCCAAGAGAGAUCGCAAACAGCAGCGAGCUUCAUUCAGAGAUGUUGUUCGGACAGUUGAAGAGGGAGAGGUACCGUGUGAAACUGUCUCAGUAGGACCACAACACCAGAGACAAGAACUACUGUUAGAUACGUGGUCUCUCAAGUUGCAGUACUCUUCAUUGUGUCGUGCUCUAGCUCAGGGACUUAGCACUCAUAUUACCUUCAAUGUUGGGGUACGUGAUGUGUUCAGCCUUGGCCCUCCACCAAUACAACUAGAUCGCAACAUGGCUGCUUUGGCACGUCGCGGUCAGAAGAAGCCCAACCGUGAAUCCCCUGCCAGUAAAGCGCGCCAGAUGGCCCGUAACAAGAACCGUGACAACAGGGCCGCUGCUAAAACUUACGACGACUGAUUUAUCCAAAGUCAUGACCAAGCUCCUCAACUUAAAGCCACCAACAUUGCAUCAUUUUCAUCCAUGAUAUUUAACACUUCUCUAGAUAAAUAUUGUCUAUUUAGAGUACUAAAUUUUUAUAUCAUUAAAACAAAAAUUUGGAGACCUAUUAAAUUGUUUUACCUUUAUUUUUUAAAUUAAGAAGGCAUUUUUAUCUCUUUAAACUGUUACUUUGUUUAAAAAUGUAAAUAAUAACUAUAGAACAGUUUUAGGUAAAAUUUCUAAAUAUUUAAAUGCUUUCUUAAUCAGAAAAUAUUAACUGGAAACCAUUUUCCUUAUUUUAAUUUUUGUGCCAAUCUUUAUGAUUGAUGACAUGCUUCACGUGUCGGUCAUACAUACCUUCAAUGAAGAGUUUUAACCAUCUUUGUUGUAACUUUAUUGUUUACCAUACGAAGUCAAUGUUUUAUCUUUAUAUAAAUAAAGCAAAGAAGUUUCUGUUCGAAUGAAGAUAAGUUGAUAACUUUAUAUAGAUUUCCUGACACAUGCUAAGUUUUCAGGUGAUGAGGUUAACAUUUUUUCAUUUGGUUAAUAAAUUGUGCAUGAAA